Messenger RNA from Staurois parvus, 1246 nucleotides. The record is from the annotation of a GenBank genome assembly. NCBI's taxonomy places the organism in Eukaryota, Metazoa, Chordata, Amphibia, Anura, Ranidae.
AUGAAGGAGGUAAUCCACUGGUCAUCCAAGGAGGUUGCUGACUGGUUAACCAACAGAGGUCUACCGGAAUACUUGGAGACCUUUAAAUCCCUUAAUGGCCAAGGUUUGCUCAGGUUAAGAGAAGAUGACUUUCACAAGCCACCGCUGUCCCUUGUCUCUUCUGAUAAUGGAAGGCAGCUGCUGGAGAUGAUAGAAACACUUAAAAUUGAACAUCACAUAGAGGUACACAAAAUGGACAUGCAAACGGACAUAUUUACACCAAAGCUGAGAUCAAUUCGAACGAUCAUGCUUUCACCAGCAAAGCCAAGAAGAAUGGCAUGCCAAAUGGAAUCCGCAAGGAAAUGGUACAAAUUCCUAUGCCUGAGGUGGACCGUUCUCUGUCUUUUCCUGAUGAGUGGAGUAAAACCCUUGUAGCCUUCCUCUAUGCACUUUGCUGUUUUAUGUUCACUACAGUGAUGAUUUCUGUUGUCCAUGAACGUGUGCCUUCCAAGACAGAUGAAGGUCCCCUUCCGGAUGUAUUUUUUGAUCAUUUUGACAGGGUUGCAUGGGCUUUCUCAAUUUGUGAGAUUAAUGGAAUGAUCCUAGUGGCACUCUGGAUUCUCCAGUGGCUAUUCCUAAAGUACAAAUCCAUAGUUGGCCGAAGAUUUUUUUGUAUAGUUGGUACUCUGUACUUGUAUCGAUGUAUAACUAUGUAUGUUACUACACUGCCAGUUCCUGGAAUGCAUUUCAACUGUUCUCCAAAGAUUUUUGGUAACUGGGAAGCCCAGUCCCGGAGGAUAAUGAAGUUGAUUGCAGGAGGAGGACUUUCUAUUACAGGAUCUCACACUAUGUGUGGGGACUAUUUGUACAGUGGCCACACAGUCAUGUUAACACUGACAUACAUGUUUAUUAAAGAGUAUUCAUCUCGACGCCUCUGGUGGUAUCACUGGAUCUGCUGGUGUCUCAGCGUUGUCGGGGUCUUCUGUAUUCUUCUGGCACAUGACCACUAUACUGUGGAUGUUGUUGUUGCUUAUUACAUCACUUCCAGGUGUUUCUGGUGGUAUCACACUAUGGCCAACCAACAGGUGCUGAAAGAUGCUUCUGCUCUCCAUCAAACCUCCUUUCAAGGGUGUGGUGGUACAGACCUUUCCAGUACUUUGAGAGGAAUGUUCAUGGUGUUGUACCCCGUUCCUAUCAUUGGCCCAUACCUUGGCCUUUGUUUUUUUCUAGGCAAGUGAAGUACAGUAGACUGGUCAACGUGGCAUAA